CGCACGGACGGCUGCUGCUAAAUUUUCCUGUCAGGUUUUAACGUGUGAUUCCGCUGAUUUUUGUUUUUUAAUCUAUUGACAAUUGUAAAAAGUGUUUUUUUUAAUAUUAUGUGUAUUAGGACAGUGAUGUAGUGCCCUUGCUGGAUCCAGUUUUAUUUGAUGCAACAGACCUGCAAUGAAAUUCCGUUUACAGAUAGUACGCAUCUUUCGAUCGAUUCAAUAGGGCGACCGCACGCACUCAUGCUGAAGCAUGAGAUAAACUCUUCAUCGAACGGCAUCGGCAUCGAUGCGAAGUGUAUUCCUUCUCAGAUGGCGACAGUCUGGCGCCACAUGCGGCAAGCUAAGAUGACGAUAUAGUUUCUUUCGGCUGUCUCUCGCAUUCAAACUUGUUUCGUUUCGCAUAGUGUCGACAGGAGGAGGAGGAUGUUGACCAAGCUGGAAAUCCUGCUCAUCGACAAUCCCGGUGAAAUCUAUUACCCUGGGCAGGAGCUUAUUGGCGACGUCGUUGUCACCCUCGGGAAGAGUUGUUCUGUGUCCAAACUGCUGCUUACAAUAAAUGGCGUUGGAAAAACGAAGUUCGCGGAUCGAGAAAGUGGAAGUAAGGGUCCACUGAAGGGAAAGGAACGAUAUUUGAAUUCUGCACUGGUGCUUUAUCAAUCUCAGGACAAACUUACUGAAGUACCAGCAGGAACGUACAGUCAUGGAUUCGCAUGCCAUCUACCGGAUACGCUUCCGGCUUCAUUUGAAGGAAAAUUCGGCAACAUUCGUUAUUGGUUGAAAGCUACUCUGGAGCGACCCUGGAGACAGUCCAAAAGCUGCACGAUUCAUUUCCAAGUCGUUCGACAGCUUGAUCUGAAUGAUGAAGUCCUGUUACCAGUACGUUCCGAACUCACCAAAGCUCUUGGAUAUUGGCCCUGCAUUCCUAGUGGAAUACUCUAUGCCUCGGUAGAGUUGUGCACUUCGGGGUUCGUACCGGGACAAUUUAUUCCAGCAGUGAUCCAAGUCAACAACAAAGGGAACAACAAAAUGACCAAGAUAGUGACCAUGCUGGUACAGAAGGUGAUCUACAGCGCGAAGCGGCCGUUCAUGUUUCAGAAGAUAGAGCGCACGAUCGUAUGUAAAAAUGUAACGCCAGGUAUCGGACUGCCGGAGGGAGGAGUCCUUGCGGCAGAGAACUUACAGGUGCCGUGGGUGCUUCCAUCGAGCAGUUAUUCCUUCGUGGUCCAGAUAGCGUACGAAGUGGCGGUGGAAUUUCAGUUCGAUACUUGCUUCUUCAACGCCAAUCAGACGGUUCGGGUUCCGGUCAAGAUCGGCGUGAUACCGGCUCGGGAUUCGAAUCUGAUCGAAAGCAAAGCCUUACGGGUAUGGACGCGGGAAGCGUGAAUGCAGCAAAGCUGGGAAGACUUAUCAAAUUCUAAGGGCUGUUGAACAUUGGAGUGAAAUUUAAGAGUCGUUUAUUGUUUGUUGAUACCUACUACAGUGUUCCAUUCUCUUCGUGAUUCUAUUCUCGAUUGUCUAAUCAAACAAAUGGAAACUUAUUCUUAUUCUAUUGACUAAUAAAUAUGUGAAUAAUA
Armigeres subalbatus is the source of this 1574-nucleotide messenger RNA. RefSeq names its product arrestin domain-containing protein 17-like. Gene Ontology annotation, biological process: protein transport. NCBI's taxonomy places the organism in Eukaryota, Metazoa, Arthropoda, Insecta, Diptera, Culicidae. Gene Ontology annotation, cellular component: cytoplasm. The coding region runs from base 424 to 1383 and encodes 319 amino acids. The record is from RefSeq and is a predicted model, not a curated record. The transcript is spliced from 4 exons.